UCUGGCGGUCUGGCUGUCUUUGACCAGUGUUGGCUGACAUCAUUCGCACAAGGGGGUGUUAGCUGGGCACUGGGAUGAUUUUCAUGGAAUGAGACGUUGCUGUCAAGGGAGAUCUACAGGCGUGUUGGACACCUAAUAUCAAUUGAAGAAGUAAAUUUGUGGCUUAUUUAAACUACACUGAACUGCUAAAUGGAUGGAAUAGACACUUUGCAGAGCUCGGCUCCAGAGACCAAGGCUGAGCGAAUUGCCCGCUACAAAGCAGAGAGAAGGAGGGAGCUUGCUGAGCGCUAUGGCAACACAGAAGAAUUCACCUCUAAAUAUGUCCGUAGGGACAGGAAAAUUGGCGACACAUCCGAAAUGAUGUAUUCAGCAAGCAAGGAGAAGGAGAAAUGUGAGGAUAAGGAUAAUGGCUCAGAGCAAACCUAUACCAGGAGGGCCCUCAGGAAUAAAGCAGAACCUGUGGAGCACACUGAUGAUGAGCCCACCCAGGAAAAAGAGACUACCACUCACCUCAAAACAGACACAGUUUUAUCCUCCAAGUCAGAAGCUGCCUCCUCCAUAAAGAUGUCCUCUUAUUUCACGUUGCCGGAAAGCGAUGAUACAGAGGAGCCAAAGGCUGACAAGAAGCCUGUCGACUCAGUUAAGACGACUGUUACUUCCAAGAUGUCUCUUUUUAAGGACCUGGAGGGCACAGAGGAUGGAAGCUGUGGUCACCGUGCCAACAACAGAGUACAACAUCUGCUAAUGAGCAGUGAUGAAGAGGAAGCGUCAAUCAGCCUUCCUAAAACUAAUAUAGUGAAAGCAAUGGAAGAGAAAGAAGCCACAGAUGAACAUUCACAGGAGCGUGAAUAUGCUGCCAGUGCAAUUAAUGAAAAGCCCUCCUCACUGCACCGUCAAGACUCGGGGCCUCGGGGCAUCAAGGGAAUUUUAAAGAAAAACCGCUCCACCAGUGUAGAGUCGGACCACAGUGAGAGCUCCACCGCGGAAUGUGCUCCAGCCCAACAAAGCAGCAUCACCCUCAGCCACCCCGAGAGCGAAGAGGGACUGCAGGAGGAGAGUGAAGAGAACAAGGAGGAGGCAGAGGAGGAGAUAGAGGAAGAGGCAGCAGGGGGAGGGCAGCAGUGGUAG
Messenger RNA from Monopterus albus (swamp eel), 1128 nucleotides. Its product is annotated as supervillin-like. The transcript is spliced from 8 exons. Bases 190 to 1128 code for a protein of 312 amino acids. NCBI's taxonomy places the organism in Eukaryota, Metazoa, Chordata, Actinopteri, Synbranchiformes, Synbranchidae. The record is from RefSeq and is a predicted model, not a curated record.